Hevea brasiliensis (rubber tree) is the source of this 1852-nucleotide messenger RNA. RefSeq names its product probable aspartyl protease At4g16563. Bases 76 to 1485 code for a protein of 469 amino acids. The record is from RefSeq and is a predicted model, not a curated record. Gene Ontology annotation, biological process: proteolysis. Gene Ontology annotation, cellular component: extracellular region. Lineage: Eukaryota; Viridiplantae; Streptophyta; Magnoliopsida; Malpighiales; Euphorbiaceae. The transcript has a single exon. Gene Ontology annotation, molecular function: aspartic-type endopeptidase activity.
UACAACAACUACAAAUAGUCCCUCUCCACCAAUUCCCUUCUCAUUCUUCCCAGUUCAGAAGCUACGUUACUUUCCAUGGCUGAAGCUUCCUCUUCUUUUUCUCUUUCUUCUUGGCUUGUCCCUCUUCUCUUUCUAUGCUCUGUUUUCCCUUUCACAUCACCUUCCACUAUCACCAUCCCUCUCUCUCUGUCCACCCAACAAUACCCUUCUUCAGAUCCAUUGAAAAUCCUCAAUCAUCUAUCUUCUCUAUCCCUCUCCAGAGCUCACCAUAUCAAGUUUCCCUAUACCAACUUCUCCGUCAUCGAAAUUCCUCUCUUCUCUCGCAGCUAUGGUGGGUAUUCCAUGUCCCUGAGCUUCGGUACUCCGCCGCAGACUGUCAAGUUUGUCAUGGACACUGGGAGUAGCCUUGUCUGGUUUCCCUGUACCUCUCGCUAUCUUUGCAACGGAUGUAACUUCCCAAACACCAAUUUAACUAAAAUCCCCAAGUUUAUUCCAAAGCUAUCGUCUUCUUCCAAGCUUGUUGGCUGCCAAAAUCCCAAAUGUGCUUGGAUUUUUGGAUCCAAUGUGCAGUCUAAUUGCCAAGGUUGUGACCCCAGCAACCAAAAUUGUACCGAGGGUUGUCCUCCUUAUAUAAUUCAGUACGGGUUAGGCUCCACAGCAGGGCUUUUACUAUUAGAAUCUCUUGAUUUCCCGAAUAAAACCGUAGCGGAUUUUCUGGUUGGGUGCUCUAUCAUCUCCACCCGCCAACCUGAAGGAAUUGCCGGCUUUGGUCGCAGCCCGGAGUCUCUCCCUCUACAAUUGAAACUCAAGAAAUUCUCUUACUGUUUGGUAUCUCGCCGCUUCGAUGACACUCAGGUGAGCGGCGACCUUAUUCUGGAUAUGGGUUCGGAUUCAGGCGAUGCCAAGACCCCAGGCCUUCGUUACACACCAUUUGCAAAGAACCCGACGGGGUCAAACCGAGCAUUUAAAGAAUAUUACUAUGUAAUGCUACGAAAAAUCUUAGUCGGCGACCACCAUGUUAAAGUCCCGUACAAUAUCUCUGUGCCGCAAUCCGACGGCAAUGGAGGGACUAUAGUGGACUCAGGCUCAACUUUCACGUUCAUGGAGGGUCCAGUUUUUGAGUUAGUAGCCAAAGCAUUCGAAAAGAAAAUGGCUAACUCUACAAUAGCCACUGAAGUGCAGAAUCAGACAGGUUUAAGGCCGUGUUUCAAUAUUUCGGGCGAGAAAUCGGUUGCUGUCCCGGAAUUGAUUUUUCAGUUCAAAGGUGGUGCUAAGAUGCAAUUACCUCUGGCAAAUUAUUUUGCAUUUGUUGAUUUUGGUGUCAUCUGUUUAACACUUAUCAGUGACAAUGCGGCUGCUCCGGGAGGUGGUGGCGGCCGCAGCGGACCGGCGAUUAUCUUGGGGAGUUUUCAGCAGCAGAAUUUUCACAUAGAGUACGAUUUGGAGAAUGAAAGAUUCGGAUUUAAACAACACAGUUGUUCAUGAGCUGGUUUUUGUCCCUACUAGUUUGAAUAAAACAAGCCCCGUUAAUUGGCUUUGGACAUUAUGGUUAGAGGGUUAAUUCUCAUUAAUUGCACGCACAUGGCAAUAAAAGUGGUGGUGGACAGAUACCCGACGCGGCCGUGGCGACAGCGAUAGCGUUGAUAACGGUGACAAACGAAGGUGGAUGAUAGGCUGCGGCAAAUGGUAAGGAAAUUAAACAACUUUUGUUGGGAAUAAUAAUUUUUACAAAAUAAUUCAAUUGGGUAUCUGAAUUUUAAUUUAAAUAAUUUGUUGUCAAUUGUAUUUUAAUUUAAUUUGUUGUGAAUUGCAACUUGCAUAAAUGAAUUUACUUGAUCUUAAUUAUCUUGAA